Messenger RNA from Alligator sinensis (Chinese alligator), 520 nucleotides. RefSeq names its product unconventional myosin-XVI-like. Gene Ontology annotation, biological process: phosphatidylinositol 3-kinase/protein kinase B signal transduction; neuron projection morphogenesis; negative regulation of G1/S transition of mitotic cell cycle. The transcript has 4 exons. NCBI's taxonomy places the organism in Eukaryota, Metazoa, Chordata, Crocodylia, Alligatoridae. Gene Ontology annotation, molecular function: protein phosphatase binding; actin filament binding. The record is from RefSeq and is a predicted model, not a curated record. Gene Ontology annotation, cellular component: perinuclear region of cytoplasm; myosin complex; nucleoplasm. The annotation marks the transcript as partial.
GACCAAAGGGGAUACUCAAUGCGGCAGGUUAGAAUGGACAGGCUGUUUCCAGCUAUGUAAUGUUUUUCGAUCACAUGACAUGGAAAUUGACCAGUGCUUGCUGGAGUCCCUCCCUUUGGGCCAGCGUCAGCGGCUGGUGAAGCGGAUGCGCUGUGAUCAAAUAAAGGCAUAUUAUGAACGAGAAAAAGCGUUGCAAAAGCAGGAUGGAUAUGUGAAAAAGCUGAAACAUGGAAAAAAACAUCGAGUCCAUUUCAACCUUGCUGACAUGAUACAGGAUGCAAUCAUAUGUCACGAUGACAAAGAAGUGCUAUGGUUACUAAAGGAUGGUGCCGACCCUCACACACACAUUUCCUCAGGAGGCUCCUUGCUCCAUCUGUGUGCCCGUUAUGAUAAUGUCUUUGCUGCUGAAAUUCUAAUUGAGAGAGGAGUAAAUGUAAAUCAUCAAGAUGAGGAUUUUUGGACAUCAAUGCAUGUAGCCUGCGCUUGUGAUAAUCCUGAUAUUGUCCUACUACUUCUGUUA